CUUCACGCCAUGUGGACGAGGAAGGCAGUUUUGUUAGCGUACUGAGCUCAAAUCCUCCGACCUGUGUAUCUCAGCACUUUCCGCACCCUUUCUCACACGGUUUUCUUUUUUUAAUGUUUUGUGCUUCUUUUUUUUUUACAUUUGCUCACGCAAAACUUUCACUCAGACCCACUUUUGGAUUUUUCCUCAGCUAACAAAACUGAAGGCUAACGUGAAGUGAACUCUUCAAACUACCCCUCUGAAGGUUUUAGAGGUGCUCGGUGGACUUAUGUGGACUCUGAAUAACUUUUAACGGCAUUAGGAGGUUUAGAAUAGCCGUAAAAAGCUUUAAAUAGCUUUCAGAACAGACGAGGGGAGUUUUGUUUCUGCCGUUGGCGUCGCCAUGGAGAGAUUUCAGAGAUGCCGAGGAGCCUCCACAACAACAACGGCGCACCCGUUCGUUCACGAUGUGAGGCCAACGGGAAUGCAGAAAGUUCUGAUGAUCUUACUGGGCUGCAUUUUCUUCCCUAUUCGCAUUGCUCUUGCCGUCCUCUUCUUCCUUCUUGUAUGGCCCAUAGCUCGGCUGCGAUUGGCUGGGCUGUCGGAGGCAGAUCGGGCGCGGCCGGUGGAGGGCUGGCGACGGUGGCUGUUUCAUCCUAUCGUCCUCUUCCUGAGUCGAGGGGUGUUCUUCUUCACCGGCUUUCUGUGGAUAAAAGUUAAGGGUCAUCAGGCGACGCAGCAGGAGGCGCCAGUGCUGGCUGUAGCGCCCCAUAGUGGGUUCUUGGACAUGCUGGUGCUGUGCGUGUCGGGGCUGCCUACAGUGGUGUCACGCUCAGAGAACGCUAACCUGCCGGUUAUAGGAGCACUGUUGGAGUUUAAUCAGUCAGUGUUGGUGAGCAGGAAGGAUCCUGAGUCCAGGAGGAAAUGUGUGACUCAGAUCAAAGAAAGACUCACCUCCAGCGGCUACUGGCCUCAGAUGCUCAUGUUCCCUGAGGGAACCACCACUAACGGCCAAGCCCUCAUUAAGUUCAAGCCUGGUGCUUUCUUAGCAGGUGUUCCAGUGCAGCCAGUGUUGCUCCACUAUCCUAAUAAACUGGACACUGUUCGCUGGACUUGGAAAGGAAUAUCCUGGCUUGAAUGUCUCUGGUACACCACUUCUCAAUUCUACACCAAUGUUACUGUGGAGUUCCUGCCGGUCUACAUGCCUUCCCAGCAAGAAAAGGAGAACCCAGAGCUGUAUGCAGAUAAUGUGCAGAAACUCAUGGCCAAAGCCUUGGGAGUUCCUGCUACUGACUAUGUAAUGGAGGGUCUUUUUCCUGCCACAAAGUUGGGUGGUCUGUCUCUUCCUCUAGAGUCUCCAGCAGGGGAAACCCUCAAACUGCUCAAACGUCACAGUUUUAGCAGCGCUCAAGUGGAAACAGUGAUGAACACUAUGAUUGAUUACUGUCACUCAAAGCAGCACUCUAUGGUAACUGUCAAACAACUGGCCUCCUUGCUGGGACUCGCUGACGAGAAGACUGCUGCAAAAAUCUGUUCACUUUAUUCAAAGAAUGACACAUUGGAUCUGAGGCAGCUUUGUUUGAGUGUGUGCACUACUGCGGGACUCAGGAGCCCAGAAGCUCUCCUUCAUACUGCGUUCAUGCUGUACGAUAGUGAUGGUGAUGGUUUGCUAAGUGCAGUGGACCUCUCCGGCCUGAUGGCAGCACUGGUAGGAGUUCCUCAGUACAACAUUGCAGAGAUGUACACAGAGCUGACCACUAGGGGGCAGCCCACAGAAGCUGCUUUAUAUGACUUGCUGACAACUCACCCAACCUAUCAGAAGUUCCUCAACGAAUGCUUCCAGUCUGAAGGAGCGGGUCUAGCCAUGGCUGAUGGAGAUCACUUUCUGAAGGGAAAAGCUAGUAGCAACAACAAUGGCAUUCAUAACGGAAAUGGAGUAGCCAAUAAGAAGUUUUACUGAGGGCUAUGACGUCAGACUCUUGCAAGAAUAUAUAAGUGGCUGUGUUGCAAUAAGAUGAUGGACAAGUGACUGCAGAACAAAUGUAUAUAUGAUCUACAGAGAAUUCAUGCAGCCACAUUUUAUCAAAGACUAUUUUAUGUGUGUGUGGGGUUUGUAAGUGAGACAAAGUGUGAGUGUGUGUUUUAGCGUGCAUUUAAUGUGCGCUGCAUCAAGGGAAAUGUUUACUGGUCUGUGUGAUGGACUAUUGCUUGCUUCUACAUUAUGAAUCCAAGCCAUUCGUACACUGUGAAAGUCCGUCAUUCUGUCUGACGGACGUUAGUGCCUUGAUAUUUGUACUGUAUUUUUAAAUGUCAACCGAAGGACUGUUUUUGUAUCUUUUUUUUUUUUUUUUUUUUUUUUAAAUAUCUACAUGCACGCCAAAGGGUUUCAUACCAAAGAAUGCUGUCAACUUGUCGUUUUACAUUUUAAUAUAUGAAGUUUGUAAAUAAAAUAAUGAAAACUGAUCAGGA
Messenger RNA from Pygocentrus nattereri (red-bellied piranha), 2448 nucleotides. It is a transcript of the gene lpcat4, whose product is annotated as lysophosphatidylcholine acyltransferase 4. Lineage: Eukaryota; Metazoa; Chordata; Actinopteri; Characiformes; Serrasalmidae. Gene Ontology annotation, molecular function: calcium ion binding; 1-acylglycerophosphocholine O-acyltransferase activity. Bases 383 to 1939 code for a protein of 518 amino acids. The record is from RefSeq and is a predicted model, not a curated record. Gene Ontology annotation, cellular component: endoplasmic reticulum. Gene Ontology annotation, biological process: phosphatidylcholine acyl-chain remodeling. The transcript is spliced from 13 exons.